AUGCUCAGUCGAGCGUCGAGGCGCUUCUGCGCCUUCAACGCUCCCACGAUCAGGGUCCCUCAGAACCCCCCUUGUCGAUCAUUCUUCAGUGGCACACGUCCAUCAAUACGAAGCAGUAAUAAUAAGUACGACCGGCCACACGCGACACGGGUUUUCAUCGCAUAUCCUCGCACGCACGCCCGCUCAUUGACCUUCGUCCAGCGUUUCCGCCUGGGAUUCCGCGAAGCCUCGAAAGGGAUAUGGCGCAAGAACCCGAUCCUCUUCCCGCUGGCCAUCAUCUCGCUCAUUGGAACCAGCGCGCUGUUUGCAUAUAUUGUCUACGUCCAGAUCACGGAGGUGAACCCACAGUACCAGAAUUUCCCUCCCAAGGUCCGGCAAGCGCUGAAGGUGGCUAUCUACUACACGGAUGUCAAACUUAAACCUUCCACGGCGCUGAAAUUGUACAAGGAGGCGCUGCGGCUUGCCGCGGAGGAGGGAAUGCAUCCAUACUCGGAUGAAGUGUUGGGCAUCAAGCUUAAAGUCGCUGACAUGUUGGAGAAGGCUGGACUCAUCGAAAAGGCCGUCAAGGUUCUUGAGCAGACGAAGAAAGAAGCAUUGGCGUGGGUGGAGGAAGGCCGACGACGAAAAGAUUUGAAGGACCAGCAAGCCGCUGGCAAGACGGACUCGAUCGCCGUGACCGACCCUGACGCAUUGGAAGUGGAGCAGGCGGCAAAAGCGGCGGAAGAGGAUGAAGAGCGGCAGCGGAGCAAGGUAUUGAGAAAAGUGAUAGGGAUGGAGUUGGCGCUUGCGACGUUCUAUGACAGCGAGCAGAUACAAGACAAGAAGAAGGCGGAAGCGGCGCAGGUGGCGGCGGUCGAACUGUGUCUCAAGGAGAUGCAACGGCGGCAAGGCCUUGGUCUUCCCGUCGUGGUCGACGAGGCGGACGGGACGUGGCUGAGUUCGACGGAGGUUGCGAGCGUCAUGAACGAUCUGGGCCAGACGUACCUGCUGCGGGAGAAGGCGCAACUAGCGCUGCCGCUGUUCAUGCAGGCGCUUGCGAUGAUCCGGGAAGCGGAGGGGACGACGCCGACGUGCAAGCAAGUGGUGCUGCUGAGUCUCAUCGCAUCCUCGAUGUUCAACCACCCCCACAGGCUGGAGCUGCUGAAAGACUCCAAGAAGGGUACGGCGAAGCAGUCGCUCGAGCAGAUCAACGACGCGACCAGCCAGUGGGCGACGAAGACGCUCGAGGUCGCGGCCAGGGUGCAGCCACCAGUCCGGGACGAGAGCUGCGACAAGGGCUGCGCCUCGGCGGCCACCUACCUGGGCGACCUGGCGCAGUUGCGGCACCAGUGGGACGAGGCGAAGGGGCGAUAUCUCGAAGCAAAGAAAUUCGCCUUGGAGAGCGGGGAUGACGAAGCCAUUAAAGUGGCUAACGAUUCCUUGGCAAAGUUGGAGGAGGAUCGGAAGAAGCACGACAAGAAUUAA
This is a messenger RNA of Rasamsonia emersonii CBS 393.64, 1464 nucleotides long. RefSeq names its product TPR domain protein. Lineage: Eukaryota; Fungi; Ascomycota; Eurotiomycetes; Eurotiales; Trichocomaceae. Gene Ontology annotation, molecular function: misfolded protein binding. The transcript has a single exon. Gene Ontology annotation, cellular component: i-AAA complex. The coding region runs from base 1 to 1464 and encodes 487 amino acids. Gene Ontology annotation, biological process: protein quality control for misfolded or incompletely synthesized proteins. The record is from RefSeq and is a predicted model, not a curated record.